Ictalurus punctatus (channel catfish) is the source of this 4050-nucleotide messenger RNA. RefSeq names its product transmembrane protein 163a (gene tmem163a). The transcript has 8 exons. The coding region runs from base 653 to 1444 and encodes 263 amino acids. Gene Ontology annotation, cellular component: synaptic vesicle membrane. NCBI's taxonomy places the organism in Eukaryota, Metazoa, Chordata, Actinopteri, Siluriformes, Ictaluridae. Gene Ontology annotation, molecular function: zinc ion binding. The record is from RefSeq and is a predicted model, not a curated record.
CAAAACUGUUUACAUGUUCAUUCAGCCGCUCUAAUGGAAAUUUCAGUCAUUUGACAACAACUUGGUCUAAAGCAAGGAGAGAGGAAACACGCCCUCGACUGUCAGAUAGACUGAACACGGGGCAGAUCGGAGAGAUCCUGGAGCACAUCACUGUGUCAGGGGGGCAAUUCGGGCAGGUACCGGGGAAGAUAAGGGCAGGCUGGACUGAUACCGGGGCAUAUACGGGCAGAUUGGACUGAUACCGGGGCAAAUAAGGGCAGAUUGGACUGAUACCGGGGCAUAUAUGGGAAGAUUGCACUGAUACCGGGGCAUAUAUGGGAAGAUUGCACUGAUACCGGGGCAUAAACGGGCACAUUGGACUGAUACCGGGGCAAAUAAGGGCAGAUUGGACUGAUACCAGUGCAGAUAAGGGCAGAUUGGACUGAUACCGGGACAGAUAAGGGCAGAUUGGACUGAUACCAGGACAGAUAAGGGCAGAUUGGACUAAUACCUGCAGGAACGUUGCGCUGCAGUUUGGACAGACAGACUCCGAGCCGAUCAGUGCGACAGAUUGGACUGAUAGCGGGUCGGUGUGUCGUGGUGCAGAUUGGCAUCGGAUGUGUCUGGAUGCUGUGAGACUGACUACUCCAAGGGUCUUAUUUCACAGUGAAUCAUGGGCGAUGUCUCUGCUACGUGUCCCGUCCCGGAAUCGGUGGUGGUGGUGGUGGACCCGGCAGCGGGGAGCGGGACUGAGAGAGACCGGGAGAUGAACAUCACCGACACCGUGGAGGGAGAAGGUUUAUUGGAGAGCAGCAUGCGUCUAAAGCCCCAUGAAGCUCAGAGUUAUAGGAAGAAGGCAUUAUGGGUAUCAUGGCUCUCUAUUGUUGUGACGCUCAUCCUGGCAGUGGCGGCCUUCACUGUAUCCUUCAUGCGACACAGUGCAUCAGCCUUUGGAUUUGCUUUUGAUGCCACAUUAGACGUGCUGUCAUCUGUCAUCGUGCUCUGGCGCUACAGCAACGCAGCUGCUGUGCAUUCAGCCCAUAGAGAGUACAUAGCCUGUGUGAUACUGGGGGUCAUUUUCAUCUUGUCCUCCAUGUGUAUCCUGGGCAAAGCCAUUCAUGAUCUGUCCACCAAGCUCCUGCCUGAAGUGGAUGAUUUCCUCUUCAGUGUAUCUAUUGUUAGUGGGGUACUGUGUGUCAUUCUGGCCAUUGCCAAAUUCAUGCUGGGGAGGGUGUUGACCAGCAGAGCUCUGAUCACUGACGGUUUUAACUCCUUGGUUGGAGGCAUCAUGGGCUUCUCCAUCCUAAUCAGUGCUGAAGUAUUUCGCCACGAGCCCAAUGUAUGGUUUCUGGAUGGCACCGCAGGGGUUCUGAUAGGCCUCAUCAUUCUAGCUUAUGGAAUAAAGUUGUUAAUUGACAUGGUACCACGCGUAAGACAAACCAGGAACUAUGAGCGCUUUGAGUGAGCGAGUUUGAGGAGAAAACAGCAUACUCACACCAUCACCACCAACAAAGAAACACACCUAUCCGCAAAUACUCCAGGCAAGAAUACUGAUUGUGACACCAUUGGCAUCUUGGCAGAGGUUACAGGACUAAUUACCACCUCGUUAUCAUCACCAAUUUUCAAAUUCAGUCUUUCAGCACAACACACCUCAGAGAGAGGAGAAGCAAUGAUGCAGACACAGUAGGAGAUGGUUUAUGAGUUUGCUCCAGGUAAAUGAAGCAAGGAACUCAAAGCCAGCAAAUCCUGGUUGCUGGAACAUAGCCUUGGAAAUACAAACUCCUUGAUUUAUGAUGACCUCCACUGCCAGGUGUGGUGUGUAAUGAAGUACUUGAGAUUAUGAUGGGUUUUUCUCUGUCACCAUUCACCAAUUAUCCAUGAGCAUAGGUUGUUUGGACUGCUCCAGAUUAGGGAUGUGUUAAUACCAACAACAAAAAUAACCCAGUAUGUUGUUCUUGAUGGUCAGCCAUUAUUUGUCCUUGACAAUGAGCGAUUUCGACACAGUGAAGACAAUUAAAUGUACUUUAAUUUGCUGUAUGGAUACGAUAUUCCAAAGUGAAACAAAACCCAAAAUCCCCACACCAACUAAAAUAAACUCACUAACAUUAUAAAGAAUGAGCCUAGUAUCCUAAGAAAUUAAUAUGCAUGUCUGUACUUUUCAUACCUGCUAUUAAAAUGAGGGAAACAGAUCUAAAUAGAGCUUAAUAACAUGUCUUCAUACUCAGUCUGAAAAAUGGUAUCAAUGCAUCCCUAUCCUUAUAAUCCCUCCACACAAUUCCUAUGAGGUUGAUAGAGGUCAUUCCACUGAAGGUCAAAUGGGUGUCUAGCUGUAUUUAAUUUUUCCCACUAACAAAGCCAUGUUGUGUCAGAGAAAUUAACAUGUUAAAAAAAAUAAACAUUCAUCAAAUACUUUGAGAAUACAAACAUUAGAUAGCUUCCCAAAAUCCAUUCAGGGUCCUUAUUCCCAAUAUGAGGAUGAAGGGACUAAUAUGUUCAUCAUGAAUACUGAGUUAUGGUUUCUGUCAUAUAAAAAGCCAUAACCCAAGGAAGUGUGAUUUGUAGCAAUGCUGGUAGUUCUAGCACAUAUUUUGUAUUGUCAAGUUGUCAGAUAUCGUGCAGUAUAACAACAGGGAGCCAAAGUUAACGAACAGUAUGACAUGAUAAGUGAAAUGAAAUGUAAGGGCAGCUCUCUUUGUUUGCUGAAUAUGAGUAUGUAUGUGUCAUUACACUAUAUUUACAGUACCAACUAUUUCACUACCAACAAUACAUAUAUAAUACAAUAUAUAAAUUCAAUCUUUAGGUUAUAGUCUUAUUUGCACAGUAGGUAUUGUUGUACCUGUUUUCCAGUUUCCUUUGGAGUCCCAGAACCCAGAUACAAAGAGCAUAAAGAAUCCACUGGUGCUGAAGUGACCAUUUUUUUUUUGUAAUAUAAUACUAACAAGACUAAAAUUAAAAGCCAGAAAUAAUCAUCCUAGAGCUUGAAAGGAUGUUCAUUCAUAUGUACGUAGAUACAGUGAGGGAAAAAAGUAUUUGAUCCCCUGCUGAUUUUGUAUGUUUGCCCACUGACAAAGAAAUGAUCAUUCUAUAAUUUUAAUGGUAGAUUUAUUUGAACAGUUAGAGACAGAAUAACAACAAAAAAGAUCCAGAAAAACGCAUGUCAAAAAUGUUAUAAAUUGAUUUGCAUUUUAAUGAGGGAAAUAUGUAUUUGACCCCUCUGCAAAACAUGACUUAGUACUUGGUGGCAAAACCCUUGUUGGUAAUCACAGAGGUCAGACGUUUCUUGUAGUUGGCCACCAGGUUUGCACACAUCUCAGGAGGGAUUUUGUCCCACUCCUCUUUGCAGAUCUUCUCCAAGUCAUUAAGGUUUUGAGGCUGAUGUUUGGCAACUCGAACCUUCAGCUCCCUCCACAGAUUUUCUAUGGGAUUAAGGUCUGGAGACUGGCUAGGCCACUCCAGGACCUUAAUGUGCUUCUUCUUGAGCCACUCCUUUGUUGCCUUGGCCGUGUGUUUUGGGUCACUGUCAUGCUGGAAUACCCAUCCACGACCCAUUUUCAAUGCCCUGGCUGAGGGAAAGAGGUUCUCACCCAAGAUUUGACGGUACAUGGCCCCGUCCAUCGUCCCUUUGAUGCGGUGAAGUUGUCCUGUCCCCUUAGCAGAAAAACACCCCCAAAGCAUAAUGUUUCCACCUCCAUGUUUGACGGUGGGGAUGGUGUUCUUGGGGUCAUAGGCAGCAUUCCUCCUCCUCCAAACACGGCGAGUUGAGUUGAUGCCAAAGAGCUCCAUUUUGGUCUCAUCUGACCACAACACUUUCACCCAGUUGUCCUCUGAAUCAUUCAGAUGUUCAUUGGCAAACUUCAGACGGGCAUGUAUAUGUGCUUACUUGAGCAGGGGAACCUUGCAGGAUUUCAGUCCUUCACGGCGUAGUGUGUUACCAAUUGUUUUCUUGGUGACUAUGGUCCCAGCUGCCUUGAGAUCAUUGACAAGAUCCUUCCGUGUAGUUCUGGGCUGAUUCCUCACUGUUCUCAUGAUCAUUGCAACUCCACGAGGUGAGAUCUUGCAUGGAGCCCCAGG